Drosophila willistoni is the source of this 817-nucleotide messenger RNA. RefSeq lists its product as uncharacterized. The transcript is spliced from 2 exons. The record is from RefSeq and is a predicted model, not a curated record. Gene Ontology annotation, cellular component: Golgi apparatus; ciliary membrane. Bases 85 to 588 code for a protein of 167 amino acids. Gene Ontology annotation, biological process: negative regulation of smoothened signaling pathway. NCBI's taxonomy places the organism in Eukaryota, Metazoa, Arthropoda, Insecta, Diptera, Drosophilidae.
ACAGCCACUAAUAGUAAUUCCAAGAACAACAAACGGGAAAGAGAAAUAAACAAUAAUAAAAGGUAUUGCUGACUGCUCUGAGAAAUGGAUAAAUUAACUACAAUAAGUGCUACGCUAUUCAUGGCUGCCGAUGUCUUUGCCAUUGUCAGUUUGGCCCUACCAGAUUGGAUAAUAACCGAAGAGGCUGGUGACAUACGUCUCGGUUUGAUGUGGACCUGCAUGACACUGUAUAAUCGUCCCCAGGUGUGCUAUACCCCAGACCUGCAACCUGAAUGGCUGAUUGCUUUAAUCUGCAUCUUCACCGGCUGCAUAUGCAUUACAACUACCGUUAUUUUGUUGGCCUCCUCAUCAUGCAACAGAAAUGUAAUACCCUACGCCCGCUGGGUGGGCUUCACCGCCAUGGUCCUAUUUUGCAUGGCCGCUGUUGUCUUUCCCCUGGGCUUCCACAUCGAGGAGAUUGGCGGUCAGGCUUACCAAUUGCCUAAUACCUUUAAGAUUGGCAUCUCCUACAUUAUGUUUGUUCUCGCCCUAUGGAUAACUGUUGUCUCGGAACUGUUUGCGGGGAAAGUUUGUCUGCCACACUUUUAAAUACUAUAAAUUUGUAGGAAUUUCAGGCUUUUCAGUUAUUUUUUGACUCUGUGAUUGUUUUUUUUUUUUAUUGUUUUUGAAUUUAGUAUUUCUCCCAUGACACUCUCCCGUCCUAUUAUAAGCCCAAUUCGAAUAUUCCUAGUUUUGUAAGGUUUUUUGUACAUUAAAUAUACAUAGUAAAAUAUAUAUAUUACAUUUACCAUUGUAUUUGUAUAAAUGUGGAAAUUAA